AUGGGAAAACAGAAACAACAGAAUAAGAGAAUGAAUGAUAGAAUUGUGACGUUAGAACGAGGUGUUACAUCAUGUUGUCUCAUGCUGGAAGAAAUUAAACACAUGCUCAAAAAAGAUUCUAAAACAACUAUUGCCUCACUGCGAACUCUGGUGCAUUUCUCAGCUAGACAGUCCCCCUACCCUGGAACCAGAAUUCAACGAUUCCCUGUUUUUGAUAAAUACGUGCCUUGGGAAGUAGAAUAUAUAACGUACGAUCCUUCCCUCUAUACACGACCAAUUAAAGAUUUUAACCAGGAAAUUCAAAUGUUUGUAGAUCCAGAUAUUUUAGCAAUUAAGAAAGAGAAGGAAGAAAGAAAGAAAUUAAAACCAGAUGAAUUAGAAGAAAUUGAAGAGACUCCAGAAUUUAACCCGUGGUGGAACUCACAUUGUUCAGUUGAUGUGAACGGUGAACAUAUUGAAAUAGACAGAUGUUCAUAUAUACAUGAAAACGAUCAACCAUAUCGAUAUAAAAUUGAUAAAAGUGGCCUUCCUAAAAAUCCGUUUGGUCGAACUGGUAUGCGUGGUAGAGGUAAAUUAUGGAGAUGGGGACCUAAUCACAGAAUAGCUGCCGUGGUAACGCGUUGGAAACGUAAAACAUCCCACCUUGGUCUACGUGGUGAAUUUUUAACGAUAGAAGAUAAACGUGUUUUAGAAUUUAUGGUUGUAAGAAGAGUUGAUACUAAUGAAUAUACUUUACCAGGGGGAAACGUGUAUGGUAAAAUCACCCAGUACAGUGUGAUGUGUGAGGAAUUUAUUAAAGAUAUGAUACCAGAUUCCAAGAUUAACUGUGGUAGUGGUAGACUGGAGGAGGGAGAUAUGAUAGAUGUAUGUAUUGAUAGAUAUAAGAGUAGGGGAGGGGACAUACCUAAUACUAAGAUUAACUGUGGUAGUGGUAGACUGGAGGAGGGAGAUAUGAUAGAU
Messenger RNA from Lottia gigantea (owl limpet), 960 nucleotides. RefSeq lists its product as hypothetical. The annotation marks the transcript as partial. Lineage: Eukaryota; Metazoa; Mollusca; Gastropoda; Lottiidae. The transcript is spliced from 6 exons. Gene Ontology annotation, molecular function: ADP-ribose diphosphatase activity. The record is from RefSeq and is a predicted model, not a curated record.